Messenger RNA from Bipolaris sorokiniana ND90Pr, 1697 nucleotides. RefSeq names its product glycoside hydrolase family 76 protein. Lineage: Eukaryota; Fungi; Ascomycota; Dothideomycetes; Pleosporales; Pleosporaceae. The coding region runs from base 414 to 1472 and encodes 352 amino acids. Gene Ontology annotation, biological process: carbohydrate metabolic process. The transcript has 2 exons. The record is from RefSeq and is a predicted model, not a curated record.
CGCAUACAUUGACUCGCCAUGCCAUGUUGGCUGUGCCACAACUGCUAACAAUAGUUCAUGCCGUGCCCAGCACAAGGAUACGUCUAUGCAGCGACAAAGACAAUGCGUGGUCCAGGUGCUUUACAAGUGGGUUUGACCUAAAUACAUAUACCUCAUGUACAUAGCUUGCGCUUUCGGUCCAAGGACUUACCUCACACAUUCGUUUACUUGGUAUACUCGCCGACCAGUCACAGGUUGUUGUUGCUUCUGUUUCUGGCAUUGCCUUGGUUUAGAAACAUCAAACACCGAGGGGCUCAUCUUCGUUCGUCGUCGACUACUUAUGAAUUAGGGCACCCUACACAAACAAUUGCCGAAUCCACCACAUUCAUUUAUAUUACAUUCGUUCCUUCUUAUUAACGCAUUCGUUCACUACCAUGAGGUACCUUCGAGUACUCUUGUUGCCUGUCGCUUUCCUUAGUUUUACUUGCGCCAACUUCACAGACGAUGCUAUUGCUUCUAUCCAGACACUACAGAAGACCUGGUACAAUUUCGAUACUGGCCUCUGGGACGACUUUUGGUGGCAGUCCGGCAACAUUCUUGAGGCUAUAGCUCAGUUUGGUAUAGAAGAUCCAGAUUUCAAAGAUGUCGCAGCAAGCAUUGCCGCAAACACCUACGCCAAAUCGCCCGAUCAACAUGGAGCGAAGCAGUGGACAAAUAAGUUCUAUGACGAUAUGGGCUGGUGGGCCAUGGCCUGGAUCGCCUCUUACGACUUGACUGGAGACAAGAAGUAUCUUGAUAGCGCCAAAUCUAUCUUCCAAGAUAUGACUAGUGGCUGGAACACGCCCUGUGGUGGUGGAAUAUGGUGGUCAGAAGACCGCGAUUAUAUCGCUGCCAUCGCGAACGAACUCUUCCUCGCCGUGGCUGCACACCUUGCAAAUCGCUGUAGCGGCCAAGAGAGACUCGACUACCUCAACUGGGCUGAAAGAGAAUGGGAGUGGUUCAGCAAUUCCGGCCUCAUUAACUCGGAUGGACUGAUCAAUGAUGGAAUCGACCCGGCUACCUGCAAGAACAACGGCGGGACAACCUUCACCUACAACCAGGGCAUCAUCCUAGCUGGUCUUUCUGAACUUUCGCGCGCAAAGUCCGAUAGUAGCCUCGUCGAUCGUGCCUACGAUAUCUUUAAUGCUGUAUCAAAACACCUUACCGAUUCCAGCGGUAUUCUCACGGAACCCGUCUCCGGAGCUUUGGACCCAGUCGCAUCACAGUUCAAAGGCGCUUUCGGACGAGGCCUGUUGACACUAUAUCAGUAUAAGCCACGAAAAGAAGUCAAGCAAUUCUUCUUGAUCAACGCUAAUGCUGCUCGAAGCGCACGAAAGGGAGAUGGUGGCGUUAUUCCCGGUCGCUGGCAGGGAGAUAGCAGCGAUGGUAACACAUGCACGUUGGCUAGCGGCAUUGACAUCCUUGUGGCUGCGGCAUAUGCUGAGAAGCAUUAGUCUACGUCUCCUUGUGGUCAUUUGUAACGUUCUAUACCCCGUUUGUGUUCUUUUUUUUAUUUAUCUCAAUGGGUGUUUGGCGCUAUGGCGUCUUGAGUCCUAUUCCAGAAAAGGGGUAAGGCAGCUGGGUCUGCAUUUGUGUAUACUGUAAUGAUGAAUGUUUAACGUAGUUCCAGCCUUGACGAAUCCUGAAUCGUCGUGACUCUGGCAGAAUCAAAUUUCUAC